This is a messenger RNA of Pimephales promelas (fathead minnow), 1763 nucleotides long. It is a transcript of the gene c14h1orf174, whose product is annotated as chromosome 14 C1orf174 homolog. NCBI's taxonomy places the organism in Eukaryota, Metazoa, Chordata, Actinopteri, Cypriniformes, Leuciscidae. The record is from RefSeq and is a predicted model, not a curated record.
AGCGUAGAUUAUUGGAUGUGGGCGGGGCUUCAGCCGUCACCGGAGAUAAACACUCGCAGGACUCCAGUCCACAUCAGUUUUGGUCGCAAACUUUCAAUGAGGGCAAAGCAGACUGUCGUUGGGAGCCACAGACCGCGAGUGUGCGGUGCUGUCUCUUUAAACCCGCCCGGUGUGAAAAGUUCAGUCAAGAGGGCGGUGAGGAGGAGAGUUCUGCGCGGUUUGCUGCAGAGAUCAGCGUCUCUUAUCGCGAGCGCAGCGCGGCAGAUGGCUGGCGACGGCGGCGAGGCCAAACGUCUCCCAAAGAGACCGUUUCACGGUGAAGUCGAGGAGAGCUCCAGCGCGAGCACUGAUCAAACCGUCAAGAUUCAGCCCGGGAAAAAGACUCCGGUUGAACGGCGCGGUAAAGAGAACUCUGCCGUCAAGUGUACGGGUCUGACAAGCGGCUCUGCAGAGGUGAAGAUGGAACAGAUCGUUCACAGUCCCCAGACGCGAGAGGACCCGAGCAUUUUUUUUGACGAGGAUAGCAAUCACAUUUUCCCAGUGGAGCAGUUCUUUGGGAACCUGGAUGUUGUCCAGGAUUACCCACGCAGAACCCCAGGAAGCAAGAGAAUGAGUCGGAGAGAGUACAGGAGCAUGCAUUACUAUGCCAAAGAGGACAGUGAAGAUGAGCGUCCAUGAGCACACGACCGCUCUGAAACCGUAUCAAACUGUCUGCCACAGUUUUGACCUGAAGCCUGCAGGAGUUCGACUGACCUGGGAGGAGUUUUACAGUAUGCUGGUAAAAUGGACUUGAUUGUUUUAAAGCAAGCUAUUUUAUUCCAAGAUCCUUCUCAAUUAUAAUGUUUGAGCUACACUGAAAUGCACUGUGUUGAUUUAUCAGUAAUGUUUUCUUAAAAAUUUUUAAUGAGGUACGUUAUCAAUGGCAACUUUAGACCAUUACAUGUGUGCUGCAUUAAUGGAAUGUACAGUAAGAGGGUUUUGUGCUAGACUUAAGGCUAAAACCAUCAUGUGAUUGGGGCUUGUGCUGAAAGAAAGCUACAAUAUAUAGAAAAGUCUCUUGACACAGUGUACCAUAAGGUUAAUCUGGCAGCGCUGACCAGCACACUGGGUUUUCUACCACUAGUCCUUACUAAGCUUAAAAAAUUAACAAACAUAAAGUUAUCAGUGACAAGUGCCUCAAGUUUGCUAUUAAGACUCUAAAACAUUCUGAAUUUGGCACUUUUAAACCAUCUCUGUUGAGAAUGAAUAGAAAAAAAACUCUUUAUACUUAUGGUAUGGUGCUGUAUAAUUAAAUUAAAGCAUGUUAUUUUUUUCUUAUGUUUUUUGAUAUGCCAAUGAUGUAAAGGUUUUUUUUUUUAUUGAAUAGUAUCUCAAAUUAAGAGGGUUUUAUUUUAAGAUAUGAUAAGUUGUAAUUUUUAACCAAUCAAGCUCUUUUUCGCAUGUUGCUCCACUAGGAAUUUGUCUGUAUAUGAAGAUAUUUGUAUCUUUUUUUGACUGGAUUUGCACUAACUUCACUAGUAGCUCAAAUAUGUAAUAAUUUAAUAUGUAGUUUCUUUGCUACUAUGUACAAAUUGUCUGAGGUAAAAAUUGUGAUUUUGAAGUUUAUAUUUUUCUAUUGAAGUAAAAAAAAAAAUCAAGUGCUAAUUUUGUUACCAAAUGCCUUGUAUGUACAUGCCAUUAUCAAGUCUUCAGUGUAUUAUCAUACAAAAGUACAAUACUCCGUCCAGAGAAAAUAAACCUCAUGAAUGACUUCGGAAAAAUCA